AUGGCAGGCGGCGGUAUUCCCAUCGCUACUACCACCAUCGCUGGUGGCUUCCUCACCGGAAAGAAGCUCAUCUUCCCCAUCGCCCUCAUCACCUCGCUCUUCUUCCUCUGGGGUUUCUCUUACGGUCUUCUCGAUGUUCUGAACAAGCAUUUCCAGAAUGUCCUUGGCAUUACCAAGCUCGAGUCUACCGGUCUCCAGGUCAUGUACUUCGGUGGUGGUUACCUCAUCUUCUCCCCCAUCGCUGCUGAGGUCCUCAAGAGAUUCGGCUACAAGAUCUGUAUUCUCAUGGGUCUCUCUCUCUACUCCAUCGGUGCUGUCAUGUUCUGGCCUACUGCUCACUUCUCCUCCAAGGCGAACGCCUCUGCAUCUUUCGGUGGUUUCUGUGCUUGCACUUUGGUCAUUGCUUGCGGUCUUGCCACUCUUGAGACUGCUGCCAACUCCUACGCCGUUGUCAUUGGUGACCCCAAGACUGCCUCUCCUCGUCUCCAAUUCUGCCAGGCCUGGAACGGUGUCGCUUCCUUCAUUGGUCCCCUCAUCGCUUCCAAGGCCUUCUUCUCCGGCAAGAACGCUAACAACCUCACCAACGUCCAGUUCGUCUACCUCGGUGUUUCCUGCCUCGGUGUUGCUGUUGCCAUUCUGUUCGUCUUCGCCAAGCUCCCAGAAGUUGCUGAGGAGGCCAAGCGCAAUAACUCCCUUGUCGAGCCCGAGCACGAUAUCGAGGGUCGCGAGAUUGGUCAGGGUAGCAUCUGGAAGGAGUACAACAUGAUCUGCGGUUUCAUCGCCCAGUUCUGCUACGUCGGUGCCCAGGUUACCAUCGGUGCCUUCUUCAUCAACUACGCUGUCGACAACGCUGGCUGGGCUGAGACUCAGGCUUCCAACCUCCUCUCUUACGCUCUGAUCACUUUCACCGUCGGUCGCUUCAUCGCCACCGGUCUUGCCACUGUCUUGUCUUCCAGCUUCAUCAUGGUCCUCUACUCCAUUGCCACCAUCGCUCUUAACGCUUACGUCUGCGCUGGCAAGGGCAAGGGCUCCAUCGGUGCUGUUAUGGCCAUCUACUUCUUCAUGGCUCCCAUGUACCCUACUAUCUUCACUAUGGGAACUGCCAACCUCGGUAUCCACACUCGCCGCGGUGCCGGUAUCCUCGUCAUGGGAGUCGCGGGAGGAGCGGUCUUUUCACCUAUCCAGGGUGCUAUCGCUGAUGCUGCCAACACCCGCAUCUCUUUCGUUGUGCCCCUCGUUGGAUUCCUCGUGGUCCUGGCUUACGUCGCUUUCCACUGGAACAAGGAAGGCUUCGCCGUUCUCCGUGUCAAGCACGAUGAUGACAUUGUUGCCGCCGCCGGUGUUGAGGGUGGUGCCGUCAUCACCAAGCGCUCCAUGUCCAUCACCGAGCAGCAGUAUGUUGGCGAGAUCAAGAACUAA
This is a messenger RNA of Aureobasidium subglaciale EXF-2481, 1419 nucleotides long. RefSeq lists its product as uncharacterized. Gene Ontology annotation, molecular function: transmembrane transporter activity. The record is from RefSeq and is a predicted model, not a curated record. Gene Ontology annotation, biological process: transmembrane transport. NCBI's taxonomy places the organism in Eukaryota, Fungi, Ascomycota, Dothideomycetes, Dothideales, Saccotheciaceae. Bases 1 to 1419 code for a protein of 472 amino acids. The transcript has a single exon.